This is a messenger RNA of Cygnus atratus (black swan), 2218 nucleotides long. It is a transcript of the gene KCNC2, whose product is annotated as potassium voltage-gated channel subfamily C member 2. The transcript has 6 exons. Bases 238 to 2046 code for a protein of 602 amino acids. Gene Ontology annotation, molecular function: protein binding; delayed rectifier potassium channel activity. The record is from RefSeq and is a predicted model, not a curated record. Gene Ontology annotation, biological process: protein homooligomerization; potassium ion transmembrane transport. Gene Ontology annotation, cellular component: neuronal cell body membrane; axon; dendrite membrane. Lineage: Eukaryota; Metazoa; Chordata; Aves; Anseriformes; Anatidae.
GGCCGUGCCGGGGCGGCGGCGCCCCGGGGAAGGGACGGAGGCGGGGGCUCGGGGGGGGCCGCUGGUAUUCUCCUCGGAGUUGAGCCCGGAGGGAAGGCAGGAGGAAAACAACAAGUAGUUGGCGCCGCGGGAGGAGGAGGGGAGCCGCUUUCUGCCCCCUGGCUCAGGCGCAGAAGCUCUCCCCCCCCCCGGACCCGCCCGUUCUGCCCCCUCCCCAGUCAUGUCCCACCCGGAGCGAUGGGGAAGCUCGAGGACAACGAGAGGGUGAUCCUCAACGUGGGGGGCACGCGGCACGAGACCUACCGCAGCACCCUGAAGACCCUGCCGGGGACCCGCCUGGCCCUGCUCGCCUGCGAGUCCCGCGGCGAGUCCCCCGGCGCCGAGGAGCCGUCGCCGCCGCCCCCCAACCCGCCGCCCCUGGCCGGGGGCUGCCCGGAGCCCGGCAGCGGCUGCGGCCCCCGGGUCGGGGGCGGCGGCGGGGCCAGCGAGUUCUUCUUCGACCGCCACCCGGGGGUCUUCGCCUAUGUGCUCAACUACUACCGCACCGGCAAGCUGCACUGCCCCGCCGACGUCUGCGGGCCGCUCUUCGAGGAGGAGCUGGCCUUCUGGGGCAUCGACGAGACCGACGUGGAGCCCUGCUGCUGGAUGACCUACCGCCAGCACCGCGACGCCGAGGAGGCGCUCGACAUCUUCGAGGCGCCCGACCUGCUGACGGGCGAGCCGCCCCCCGACGGCGACGACGACGACCUGGCGGCCAAGAGGCUGGGCAUCGAGGACGUGGGGGCUGCCGCCGGGGCCGCCGACGGCAAGGGGGGCCGCUGGAAGCGGCUGCAGCCCCGCGUCUGGGCUCUCUUCGAGGACCCCUACUCCUCGCGGGCCGCCAGGUUCAUUGCCUUUGCCUCUUUGUUCUUCAUCCUAGUUUCAAUCACAACCUUUUGCCUGGAAACACAUGAGGCUUUCAAUACUAUUAUAAAUAAAACUGAGCAGGUUGUCAAUGGAACAGAAACUGUACUACAAUAUGAAAUUGAGACAGAUCCUGCCCUGACAUACGUGGAAGGAGUCUGCGUGGUAUGGUUUACAUUUGAAUUUUUAGUGCGUGUUGUUUUUUCCCCCAACAAACUUGAAUUCAUCAAAAACCUCUUGAAUAUCAUUGACUUUGUGGCCAUCCUGCCCUUUUACCUAGAAGUGGGCCUGAGUGGGCUCUCCUCCAAAGCUGCUAAGGAUGUACUUGGUUUCCUCAGGGUGGUAAGGUUUGUGAGGAUCCUGCGAAUCUUCAAGCUCACACGGCACUUUGUGGGCCUCAGGGUACUGGGCCACACUCUGCGAGCCAGCACCAAUGAAUUUUUGCUGCUGAUAAUAUUCUUGGCACUUGGUGUUUUGAUAUUUGCCACCAUGAUCUACUACGCAGAGCGGGUGGGAGCUCAGCCCAAUGACCCAUCAGCAAGUGAGCACACACAGUUCAAAAAUAUCCCUAUUGGCUUCUGGUGGGCUGUAGUUACCAUGACCACCCUGGGGUAUGGGGACAUGUAUCCACGGACUUGGUCAGGCAUGCUGGUGGGAGCCCUAUGUGCGUUGGCAGGGGUGCUUACCAUAGCCAUGCCUGUGCCUGUGAUUGUUAACAAUUUUGGGAUGUACUACUCCCUGGCCAUGGCAAAGCAGAAACUGCCGAGGAAGAGGAAGAAGCACAUCCCUCCAGCUCCUCAAGCUAGCUCUCCUACCUUCUGCAAGACGGACUUGAACAUGGCCUGUAAUAGCACACAAGGGGACAUCUGCCUUGGCAAGGACAACCAGUUGAUGGAGCACAACAGAUCAUCAGUGUUAUCAGGUGAAGACAGUGCAGGAAGUGAGCAGCCACUCUCACCUGGUGAAAGGCUCCCUCCCAUCAGACGCUCUAGUACCAGAGACAAAAACAGAAGAGGGGGAACAUGUUUCCUACUGACAACAGGUGAUUACACGUGUGCUACUGAUGGAGGGAUCAGGAAAGAUAACUGCAAAGAGGUUGUCAUUACUGGUUACACGCAAGCAGAAGCCAGAUCUCUUUCUUAAUGGCUUGGGGAAGGCACAAAACAUGCAAGAAAGUGUUGUACAGAAUUUAUCAUGGAUUUUUGACUGCUGAAAAAGGGACAAUGGAAUUUAGCCAUACCAAGGACUGUACUGGAAAGAGACUGCUGCUGCUGAAUGGGCCCUGAUAAACAGCUCACACCCUGAGGAGGUCACU